Messenger RNA from Leishmania mexicana MHOM/GT/2001/U1103, 1158 nucleotides. RefSeq lists its product as hypothetical. Lineage: Eukaryota; Euglenozoa; Kinetoplastea; Trypanosomatida; Trypanosomatidae. The coding region runs from base 1 to 1158 and encodes 385 amino acids. Gene Ontology annotation, cellular component: mitochondrion. The record is from RefSeq and is a predicted model, not a curated record. Gene Ontology annotation, biological process: mitochondrial respiratory chain complex I assembly. Gene Ontology annotation, molecular function: S-adenosylmethionine-dependent methyltransferase activity. The transcript has a single exon.
AUGCCCUCUCCCCUCGUGCUGACCCGCGCCGCUCCGGCGCGCGGCCUCAACGUCAAAAUGUUCGACCGUAAGGUGAAAGGGUUGCAACGGAGCUUCGUCUCAUCCCCCGCCUGUGAUCUUCACAAGCUGUGCGCACAGCAGAUGCUGGACCGGCGCGCCUUUGUGAAGCGCGACACGCCAGUAGUGCUAGAAGUGGGGGCGCACACGGGAUGGUAUCUGCGGCACAUGAUUGAGCGUAAGGAGCUUCACGGGCUCAAGCAGUACAUACAGACGGACAUCUCCGAGGACAGGCUGAACCGCAACUACGACGAAAUCAAGCGCAUGAUCCCACCAGAGGUGGAGUUUGUUCAAAUCUGCUGCGACGAGGAAGAGCCCUCGCCGUUUGGUAUCCCGGACAAGUCGGUGGACAUGGUCGUCUCGUGUCUCUCCAUGCACUGGGUGAAUGACCUGGAGACGUCCAUGGUCAACAUCCGCAAGGUGCUCAAGCGCGACGGCUUCUUCCUGAACGCCAUGUUCGGCGGCAACACCCUCUACGAGCUGCGAGGGUGCUUCUCCAUGGCGCAGACGGAGACCCUCGGCGGCGUUUCGCCGCACGUCUCUCCAAUGAUCGACGGCGCCGGUCUGUCGACGCUCGUGCUGCAGGCAGGCUUUAACAUCCCUACGAUCGACCUGGAUCGGCACCUGCUGUUGUACGAGACCCCGUUCCACUUGAUGGAGCACCUGUCGGUGAUGGGGGAGAGCGCGUGCCAUUACAUGCGUCAGCCCAUGAAGCGCGACGUCUUGCUCUGCGCCUGCGCGAUUUACGACACCAUGUACAAGCAGAACGGCCUCAUCCCCGCCACCUUCGAGGUAUUCCACACAAUUGCCUGGAGUCCCAGCCCGACACAGGCGAAGCCGCUGGCGCGCGGCAGUGGGCAAAUCCCGCUGUCCUCGUGGAACUCGAAGAAUCGGAAGCAGCUGCAGUCCGUGCUGGACGAGUACGCGCUGAACCCCAACGAUGAGAUGCUGCAGAACAAAGCCGAGGAGAUCUUCAAGAAACUGCGCGAGGAGAGCGCCGAGCUCAUGGCGAAGAAAGGGCUCGACGCGCGCGGGUUCGAGCGCGACCGCGACGAGGAGGCGCGCCGGCUCGACGAGAAGCCGGUGCCGCCCUUUCAAUAG